This is a messenger RNA of Rhineura floridana, 2139 nucleotides long. RefSeq lists its product as uncharacterized. Bases 351 to 1418 code for a protein of 355 amino acids. The record is from RefSeq and is a predicted model, not a curated record. The transcript has 10 exons. NCBI's taxonomy places the organism in Eukaryota, Metazoa, Chordata, Lepidosauria, Squamata, Rhineuridae.
GGAUUUGCCCCAGGGGCAGAGCCUGCAAGACGUUGGCCCAGAGCGCGCCUGGCAUUCAGUCCUCCAGAGGGGAAAGGAACUGAGCUUUGUUUGCUAGAGAGGCAGGAUGUGGUCAUGCAAAUGGGAGGGAGGGAGACAACAGUGAAGCAAGGAAGCAAACAGGCUUGAUUAAUUUCCUAAGAGGAGGAGGAGGAAGGCUGAAUCGUGGCGAGGACGCAAGAGAAAGGAAGAAGUGCAGCAGUGGGGGGUCUGGUGAACUUUGAGGAGGAGGAGGAGGCAGCAGCUGUGCAUUUCACGGAGGAGGAGUGGAUCUCCUGGAUCCGGGCCAAAGCGAUCCGCGCAGGGAAGCCAUGGAGGAGAAUUAUGAGAUUGGAGCCUCUUUCAAAUCGGAGCUGAAUUCCUGUUUGGAAGACGGAGAGGAUCUUCUUAUUCAGGUUCCCAAAGAGGAGGAGACCUCAGCAGAACGAGACCUCGCUUCCUGUAAGGAAGAAGAAAGUCUGUUUAUCCAGGUCCGCAAAGAAGAAGAGGAGGAGACCUCAGCAGAGCUAGGCUUCAUUUCCUGUUGGGAAAGAGGAGGAGAAGAAGAUCCACUUGUCCAGGGUCUCAAAGAAGAGGAGGCGGAGACAUCAGCAGAACCAGACCUCAUUUCCUGUUGGGAAGAAGAAGAUCCGGUGAUGCAGGAACCCAAAGAAGAGGAGGAGACCUCAGCAGCCAACACCCGGGAAGCAAUGCCGCUCGCUGCCAUUCGCAAGGGGAGGUAUUGGCGCCCCAACGAGAUCCUCCUCAUGCUUUCUUUCCUCAAGAAUUGUAGGAAAGCGGUGCGACUUAUGGGGAGCACCCCCCUUCUGACAGCUCCAAUUUUUCGUUCGGUGGCACGUCAGCUGGGGGACGCUGGGUAUGUGCGCACAGCAGCACAGGUGCGUUCGCGGUUCAAGAGACUGAAAGCAGACUUUUUUGCUGCAAUGGAAAAAUUCCAAGGGCCUCCCCCACCGCAGAAAAGACCACCGUAUUUCAAACAGCUUUACUGCUUGUGGAAGGAAGGGGGGCGUCCUUCGUGGGUGGAUCGGCGGCCGGCUGUGCAUCCACAACCAGAGCAAUUGUCCUCGGAAGAGGAGGUGCAGGAAGCACAACGUGAAGAGCACCAGCGUGCUCAAGAGGGGGACUCUUCUUCUGGGGAAUGCCCACCAGACAGCCCGAAGCAACCAGUGUGGUAUGUUGACAUCUGUACACAAACGGAGACGGUGACAGGAUCAACACAGACCACAGUUCUUGCGGAUGUCAUCUGCAGAACACAAGUCAUUGAGAGCAAAUUUUUCACUCUAGCAGUUGGAGACCCGAGUAAAGGCCCUCGAGGACGUCAUGACACAAAUGCAGCACAUGUGGGUUGCUGGACUCGACCAGAGGUUGAAAGUGAUUGAGGACUCAUUUUAUAGAGCACAAGCAGUGGCAAGGCAGGCUCCUGUCCACCGUUAAAAUUUUACAAUUCAGAACCGGCCAGAGAGACAGACUUUUCCUUUUUUUUGCACAUGCCUUUCCUGGAUGAUGAGCGAGCUGGUCAGUUGCCACACAUAAUUCCAGAAUGUUAUCUCCACAACCUCUUCCACUGCACUUGGUCGGAGAAGUGUGAACCUUGCUCUGCAACGAGCCAUGCUUUGGCUCCUUCAAGGUUCUUUAAUAUUGUUUGGUCUGCCGGCUCUUAACAUGUUGACCCUAGGCCAAGAUUUGCAGAAGACUGCCUUUGGUGCCAUGCAAUUUAACUUGCUUUAAGUAAAGGGGGGAGACUCUGUGUUAAGUUUAGUUAGUAACUUUGUGUUGCACUGGUUCUGACUAUGCCUCUGUGCAUCAAGAACCUGUGUUUUGUUUACAUUUCUGGUGUUUCUGUGUGCCCUGCCAGCUCACGUUGUUUACCGUUCUCAUCCCAGCUACGGUAUAACUCCCACUUGGGACCCCUCUCACAAUGGCCAUUCCAGGUUGUUUUGGUAUGAAUAACAACAUGAGUAACUUUUAUUAGAGCAUAUAUGUUGUCUUUGUUUAUGAUACUGUCUAAACUGUUAUAAUUUGUGGUGCUCAGGUUUUUUAAUCAGUGAAAGUAAAACUUCAUUUGAAAAAAGGAACGCCUCAUUUAACACGUGGAGAAAA